Messenger RNA from Lactuca saligna, 1356 nucleotides. Lineage: Eukaryota; Viridiplantae; Streptophyta; Magnoliopsida; Asterales; Asteraceae. The record is from the annotation of a GenBank genome assembly.
AUGGGCAAAAACACGGCUCGGACACGCACCCAUGGAUCAUCGAUCGAUCCUAACCCGCAAAAGGAUGUCGCCGGUCCAUCACGCAAAGCAGCCGGUAAACGAAAAAAAAGAGGAGAAGAGGGAAGCGAUCCUUCCCUUACAAAUGCUGAGAUCAAAACCUAUCGCUCCAAUCUUCGGGGUCGCGCAAUCCGGCCGACAAAAUUCUACCAUAAAAAGUCCAUGAAAAAGCUUGGGGUGCAUGAUGGUGUAUACCAUUUGUUCAUAAAACUCGGUUGGCGUGGUUUUCUUCGACUUUGUGACAGAACUUACGAGGAACCCACAAUGGAAUUUCUUAGCACAUAUGCACGAGAUGAUGACACGGAAGUCCUCACAUUCCAGUUGAAAGGGGAGCAUCAUAGACUCACAUACGAAGAGCUUGAUUCUAUCAUGGGUAUAGACGAUCCAUUCCGCAUCAGCCCCCAAAAUCAAGAGUACCAAGAUUUUCUGCGUUGCCCUGAUGCAAACUUUUGGAUGCAAAUUUCCGGUCUCCCAACCUUUAACCCAAGCCGACAGCGAGCCAAGCACAUCGUUCACCCCUGUUGGCGAAUUGCUCACCGAGUCCUUACGACGAGUAUCUUCGGGCGUCUCGAGCCCGGUCAAAUCAACAGAUGGGAAAUUUUCAUCGGGGGACUUAUCACGAUCAUAGGUCGAGCCGUCGGCCUAGACUUCCCGGAUCCCGAGUACAUACCUGUCGACACCCCACCGAACUUCCUGCUAGAUUGUGACACUCUCAUCCGGAUGGAGAUGUUGCUCGAUCAGGGAACCCGCACGUACAGUUGGUUAGACGCUGACAAAGCCCCGGUUUACAUCCUGCCAAGUUGGAUCGGUUCUUCAUUCGAUACAGGCGACCCCGACACUUGGCUUCCUCCAGACCAGUUAACCCAAACAAGUGUAUUCCCAGAAUUCGGUGAUGAUGAGGGUGACGAUGCAGAGGAACAAGAGGAAGAAGAUGACGAAGAGGACGACGAGAUGCCCGAAGCUGAGGACCAUUUUGACCAGCCCUCGAUGCAGCAGCCGAUGUUUCAGCAUGAUCAGUUCCAGGCCCCUCCACAACAUUUUGACCAGCCGCAUCAGCAGGAGGGACACGAAGUCCCACCAUAUUUCCCCCACACGUUCUUUGACCAAUUUGCCACAAUGUUCUCCACGGUGCAGCGUAUCGACGCCCAAACGCAAGAGAAUUCAAGAGCCAUCCUAGAUGUGGCAAGCCGUGUUGAUCGAUUGGAGCAGUUCUCCUCUCACACUUCCCGCCAGCUCCAGGAUAUGUGGGACUACCACCAUCGCUACGGGCAUUUCCCGCCGCCCGACCCCCCGAUUUAG